Molecule: messenger RNA, 588 nt
Organism: Rotaria sp. Silwood1
Lineage: Eukaryota; Metazoa; Rotifera; Eurotatoria; Philodinida; Philodinidae
Source: the annotation of a GenBank genome assembly
AUGUCGCAGACGAACAACCGGGAUGGCAGCAACAAGCGGUCGCGGAUAUUAUCUUCAGACGUCUAUCGUCAACGUGAGAACCAGUCGUCGACAAAUGUCGCUCAAACACAAUCAGGUUUAAUUAUUGAUAAUGAAACUGCAUUAUCAUCUGAAAUAAUUAAAGAACAAUUGAAUAGUGUUGAUGAUAUUAUAACACAAGCAAUUAUUGAAGUACCAACGAAACAUUUAUUAUAUGUAAAAGAACUUGCACCAUCAGAUUUACGUGUACUUGCACGUUCAGAUGAUAAUGAUGCACAUUCAACAUGUACAUCAUUAGUACAACCAAUGCCAGCAAUUUUAUAUCGACACGACCUAUUCAGUGUUACGUUUGGUUCAAUUGAUGAUGAAACUAUUCGAGUCUAUAUUGAAACAGGUGAACCAAUGAAUAAAGCAGGAACUUAUAGUAUUCAAUCUUUGGGUGCAGUAUUAGUCAAGAAAAUAGAUGAUGAUUAUUUUAACGUAGUUGGUUUUUCCAUUGAUUAUUUUUGUAUACAAUCAAAGGCAUUGCUUAAUAAUGAAAUCAAAUUUAAAAAAAUGAUCAUUUGCUAA